This is a messenger RNA of Thecamonas trahens ATCC 50062, 6510 nucleotides long. RefSeq lists its product as uncharacterized. Lineage: Eukaryota; Apusomonadida; Apusomonadidae. The record is from RefSeq and is a predicted model, not a curated record. The transcript is spliced from 3 exons. Gene Ontology annotation, molecular function: guanyl-nucleotide exchange factor activity. Gene Ontology annotation, biological process: positive regulation of Rho protein signal transduction; intracellular signal transduction. The coding region runs from base 1 to 6510 and encodes 2169 amino acids.
AUGGAGAAAGACAAUGCAUGCCCUGGAUGUGGUGAAGAGGUGGAGGAGGACGACCUGACGGCGCUCCGAGUGCUUGGCGCUCGGUUCCAUCGGGAGCACUUUGUGUGCGCCAGCUGUGGAGAGACACUGGCGGGGCGGAGGUUCUACGAGGUGGGGGCCAACAAGCGGACGUCUGUCUCGGUCGGACCGCUCGCGCUCACCUCGUCAGCCAUGUGCUGCUCCUGCUAUGAGGCUGCCAAUGACAUUCCUCAUUGUCAAUGUGGUUGCAACGAACCGCUGCUGGGUACCUACGUCAAGGCCCUCGGCUUCUCCUUUCUCCCCGAUCACUUCCGCUGCACACAUCCGCAAUGCUCGACCUCGCUGGUGGCUGGUUACAUGGAGGCUAAUGGCCGUCCUGUCUGUGAGAAUCACUGGCGCGCAAAUCGGAGGUCACUCGCGGGCGCCCCAUCGCCGUCGUCGACCGCAUCCUCGACCUCGUCGCCAACCUCGUCAACUCGCCCAGGCUCAGACUCAGGGUUGGCCUCGCAGCUGCCGUCGUCGCGUGUCGAUUCGCUUCGCGAGUCGGGUGGCACCCCGCGGUCGCGAUCGAUUGGCUCGGCGCCGUCAGGCGGCGUGCCGCCGCGCGCUACGCCGUUUGCAAGCCUGCCGUUUGCGGCGGAGAUCGAUGCCGUCACCGCUGCUCUCCGACCAGUCCUGGCCGCCAUCAAGGUGCGCAACCCGGGAGAAGUGGCGCCAAACCUGCGCUCGCUGGUCACGUCGGUCAAGACGCUCAUGGCCUCACUGCGUGCGAUGUGUAUCAACGGCGACGCACUCGCCAGCGCGCUCAAGACCGCGUCGACCAAGGCCGUCUCGCAAGCCAAGAUCGUCAUCCGCCCCGCCGCCGACGACGCCUGCUGGCGUGCGUUCUCGCUCGACGUUCUCGAGCUGGGCAAAGAGGUGCGCGCCGCGCGCGACUCGGCGGUGCUGACCUCUGGUGCAGGUGCUGGCCCGGCCCGCCCCGUGGCACGCAACGCGUCCGACCUACCAUCGCGGACGCACAAAGCCAUGCUCACAGCCCAGACCGGGGCUGCCAACGCUGCACGCCGGUCGCGCGCACUUGCCGCGGCGCCCAAGCGCGGCCCUCUGCCCAAGAACUUCCGUGAGUACGCAGAGUACCACUCGCUCGACAUCUCAGGCUUCACCAAGAACCAGCUCGCCUGCCAGGAGGUCAUCUACGAGAUGAUCCAAACCGAGGAGGCAUACGUCCUCGACCUUCUCAUCCUCAUCGACGAGUUCCUCACCCCGCUCCGCGAGUUAGACAUUGUUUCCGCCGACGACCUCGACGCGCUCUUUGGCAACGUGGAGGAAAUUCUUCCACUCCAUCGCGAGAUGUGGUUGCAGUUCAAGAAGCGCCAGAAGGAGCGCAAAUGGGUGGAGCGCGUCGGCGACAUCCUCUCUGACAAGCUCCGCCGCAUCCUUGUCGUCUACACUCCGUACUCGUCCAACCACGAGCGGGCGCUCAACACGCUAGAGAGCCUCACAGCGUCGUCCAAGAAAUUCCGCGCCUUUCUCCAAGCUCGGUUCGAGGAUCCCAAAACCAAGAGCCUCCCGCUCGGCUCCUUCCUUAUCAAGCCCAUCCAGCGCCUUUGCAAGUACCCGCUUCUCCUCCGCGAGCUUCUCCGCAAAAUGGAUGCUGCCAACGACGUCGACUACGCCGCACUCGUCGAGACGGCCGACAACCUCGGCACCGUUGUCUCCCGCAUCAACGAGUGGAAGCGGACGGCCGACAACCUCAACAAGCUCGAUGUCUUUUUCAAAGGCCUCGAAGACCCCGAUGGUCUGCUCCCGCCCGACCUCAAGAUUCGCAACUUUAUCACCGAGGGAGAGCUCAACAUCGGCGUCAUUGUCCCCUCCGCCAUCAAGCGCAACACUAUGGCCAACUCGAUUCUCAAGCCCCGCACAGAGUACGCCUACCUCUUCGCCGGCCUUCUCGUCAUCGUCUCGCGCAAGCGCAUCCGCUCCACACGUGUCGUCACCGCCGCCCACGAUCUCGACGCCAUGCACCUGCUCGACACCCCGCCGCUCAUCUCGGACACUUUUCCACACUCCAUCGCGCUCACCCCGCUCAUCUCCACCGCCACCGCUUCCUCGGUGGAUACCGCCUCUGUCCGCCGCUCCCGCUCCUCAGCAACGCCCGGCGAUCUCGUCGUCCUCGUUUUCGACUCGCCCCACGACCGCACCCCCUGGCUCAAGGCAAUCACCACAACCAUGACCGAGCGCAACGAAUCGAACCCAUCGCCGCGACUGGUAGCGGCACUGGCGGCGGCCGAGUCGCUUGCGGAUGAGACAGCCGAGGCUACGACCAAGGCGAUGGCCGGGAUGGCGAGAUCGGGGCGAAUGGGAGAGGAGCUCCGUGGUGAUCUUGCCUUUCUGGCCACCGUGGCAGUUGCCCGCCAACCGAUGGCGGUCAUCGAUGCUCUGGACACUGCCGCCCGACACGCCGCCGGCGUCGGGGAGCUCCGGGCCCAACUGGCUGAGUCUGCCCUCCUGGUCUCGGCCAUCGGAUGCGAGUCCGGGACGGCCCAUGUGGCAUACUCCAACGCUGCCGCCUUCCACGGCUCGUGGCUGGCCCAUGUCCGCGGGCACAAGGUCCGUGUCGGGCAUGAGCAUGGUGGUGGAGAAGGUGGGGGUGGGAGUGGGAGUGGCCGUGGUCGCGCCGAUGAUCUGCUCGUCGACCCGGUGGCCACGGCUGCCGCUGGCAUCCCCGCUCUCAGCCACUCGCCCGAACAUUCGAAUCCUGCUACCUCUGUGCUCUCCUUCCCACUGCUCAAGUUCUUUGACCUCCGCCCGGGCUUGGUCUCGCUGUCAGCGCUAGUGGCGGUGUUGGGCGGAGCGGGUGUGGCCAUGAGCGAGAAGCUGGAUGGGGCCAUCAUCAAGCUGACGCCCAGAGCGGCGGACAACAGUGGUCUGCUGAUUGAGUCACAGAAGACCACUCUUCGCCACGGGCAUCCCAUGCACCGUAUGCUGUGCGAAGCUGUCGACUUGCCCGCCCUCGCCGCUCGCCUCGAGCCGGGCGUCACCUACGUGAUCGAGUUGCGGCAUCCCGAGUUGACAACAACGGUCGCGGCCGACAAGCCAUCAGCUUAUCUCAUCGCCGCCGUUGCCCACCCACCAGCCUACCGCAUGCUGAAUGUAGCGACGGUGGCGUCCAGCAUCGGGCUGCCCAUCCCGCGGCGCCUACCGCUGCCGCCUGCCGCCGAGGUCGACGACGUUGUUGCCGCCAUCGAGGCCGAGAGCGAGCCGGGCUUUGAGGGUGGCGUGCUUGCAGUCGAGUCGGCCGCUGGCGAGCCGCUGCUGCUGAUCAAGGUCAAGACGGCCAUGUGGUGCGCCCUUCACGAUCUCGGCUUGGCAUCGCACGACGCGCUGCUCGCUGACCUGCUCGUCUCGCAGCUGCAUGCGCUCGCCGGUGACGUUGGGGUUGCGGUUCGCGGCCUUUCGCCGGAUCUACUCGCCCACGGAGUUGCCCGUCAUCUUGGCCCGGUACUCCCGGCCCGGCUUGGCGCCGCUGUCGCUAACCUCGGUCGUGCCCUCGACCGCGUCGACGCCGCAGCUCUGAUUUGCCUCGACGACUCGGCGCUUCACGCCCAUGUCGCACGCCUCGAUGGUAUGCCGCCAGUUGUGGUCACCACGAUCGUCAAGUGGGCACGGAGCAUGUCGGCUGCGAGUGGCUCGGCGGCCCCGCUGCCGCCACUCUCGCGCGUGUUUGCGCGCGAAGCCCUCGCAGCUGGAGGCAUCAAGCAUGUGCUCUCGCUGGCCCGGGCUGUGCUUAGCAUCCCGUCGGGCCUGCGCACGCCGUCGAUUGCGUACCCGGCCCGAUGUGGCCGGGUACUGCCGCAACUGACCCGGGCUCAGGCCAUGAGCAUGUAUCUUGUCUGUCGUGAGAUGACGUCGGCCGCCGCCGACGCGCUGGUCGCCGACGUCGCCUUUGCAGGGCCAGAUUCCGGUCAACUGGCUUGCUAUCGGCGGCUACAGGCGUGGGCAUCAAGCACUUUGCCGCCCGUGGCGCUGCGGCCAUUUGGCUCGUUUGCAGUGCUCGGCGGAGCGCUCCCGGUCGGGUCCGACAUCGACUUACUGACCAACACGCCUCUGGAUGAGCUGGCGCCUGCAAUUGCCGCGGCUUUUGGAGACGACCUCCUCCAAAGCCGCAUCGUCACCGACGCCGCCUUCCCGGUCCUUGCUCUCGAGUUUGCCGGAGGCCUCCUCGUCGACAUCGUGUAUGAUGGGUCGGCGUGGACAAUCAUGGAUGCCAACACGGCGGUGCGUGCGGCGCUGAUAGCCGCGGGCUCUGAGGCUGACACCGUCUCCCGCCGGACCGCACUUGUGGCGUUCACGCGUCACAUGCGGCGGCCAGGACUGCUGCCAUCAUCGAUGCAUGCGCACAUGCUCUUCCUCGGUUGCUGCGCCCGCAUCGGGCUCGUCCCGCGAGCAGACCCGACCCAGACCCGUGUCGUGCACCAGUGGGUGGGCGACGUUGUGGCGCCGUUCUACGAGCACGCACCUCCGGUGCUGAGUAGCGUGACGGCUGACGGCGCCAGCGCGAGCGUAUCUGGCCCCGAUGCCGCGGCGCUGGUGGUCGCGGUGGCGGCCGAGGUGUGCGCUGUGCUCGAGACCGGGGGCGAGGUCUCGGUCCUUGCUACAACCGCAAUGGCGGCGGUGGGCAGCGGUGCGUUGGGCGCAGGCACCAACUGGGCGUCGCUGGCGGCGCUCAGGAUGCAGAUGACGGAGAGCGUGGCUGCGGGCGCAGGCGAGGUUGUGUACGUCUUUGACUUUGACGGCACCCUGUUUGAUGAGACGACGGCGGCGGCGAGUGUGGCGAUGCCUGCACUGCUCUCGCGGGUGGUGGCGGCAGGUGCGCCUGUCCUGGUCUUGACUGGGCGGAUCCAGUCGGAGCUCGGGCCUAUUUACCGGAUCCUGGGCAAGUCUGGCGCGCUCCGCGUGCCGGUCUUUGCGCGUCGGGCGUCGCGGCAGUCGGCGCUCAACUUUAAGGCCGAGGUACUCGCCGAUCUGGCGGCUGCAAGUGUGGUCGACGACAGCUGGCAGCAGAUCAUCCAUUACGACGACAUUGGCAAAGUGCUGCGUGUCAGCGGCAGGAUGGCCGCGCCUUGCACUGUGACGCCGAUGCUGCUGGUCAACUGUGGCAAGGCGCCGCUGCGACACUUUACUCCCGAUCUAAUGGCAAGCUCCACGGCACAAGAUGGAAGCGGCACCACGGUGGUCCGGGUCAUUGUGCCGGGUGAGCCAGGAGUGGGCAAGACAACGUUUCUCACCAAGCUCUGUCCUGCUUUGCAGGAGGCACUCGGCGAGGAGGCCGUUGUGACGGUCCUCGCUAACGAUGAGAUUCAGGCGACGGUGGGCCGCGCGACGGUGGCGCGCGAGUUGAAACGACGGGCAAACGAGGCAGUGGAUGCAGCAAGAGCGGCAGGCAAGACGCCGGUGCUGGUGUACGACAAUCGCGGCGCAUCAUCGCUGAUCCACGAUGCCAGUUGGCUUGUCUUACGGCUGGCCAGCACGCCGAGUGGGUACGAGGUCAUGGACGCACUGGCGUACCUUGGCGUGCUGGAUCGGCCGGAUCAUGCCAGCGAUGCGAGCUCGGUGGAAGCGGCGACAGUGUCGCGCGAAGCAUGGCUCGAGUACACCACUGCCGUCCGCAAGCUGCACAGCAGGAUCCGUGACGGCAAGUACAAGCACGGCGACAAGGUGGUGGCUGCAACCGAGGCGGCUGGGGGGCAAGUAGUCUCGCUCGGGAUCUGCGAUAGUGCCGAAGCCGAACUCGCCCUCGCGGAGUAUGCCGAGCCGCUGGCGACGAUCAAGCACCUUUUCUCCGGCCGUCGCAAGGGCAACCCGAUGGCGGGCCUCUCGUGGGGGGAGCAGGCUGCGGCGCUGGCAAGUGCACUCGACGAGGUCCGUGGCCUGCACUCGCGGAUCUACGACGCAGACGGUCUGCUGGAUGUCGCUGUGAGUGCGGUGGUCGACGGGGUUACUCACGGCGGAAGCGCACGUGUGAACGCCGCCGUUGUGCCAUGGUUCCGGUUUGCCGGGCUGUCGCUUCCAACGCUCAGCCGAGCAAUGUGCACGUGGCGCGCGACGGCGUCAGGAGACAGUGCGUGGGCGCGCGCGGUAGCGGCGGCCGGCGGUGACAGUGCAGCGCUGGAGGCCGACGCAGAUGCCCGGGCACGCAUCGGGUUCCACGUCACGCUGCGGUACAUCGCCGAGGCGACGGUGGGUGAUGUCCGAGCACUUGACGAGACUGCCAACGCGGCACUGGCUGAUGGCGUCGAGGUGAAUGCGGUCGAGCUGGUCGCCGGGCGCGGGAUUGUGUGCUUGGCAGUGGCGCUGGGCGGCAUCGAGGUGGAUGCCGGACGGCGGCCUCAUGUGACGCUGGCGACGGCCCCCGGCGUGGCGGCGCGCGUCUCCAAUGACGUGCUGGAUGCGCUCCAUCGUGCUCGACGAAGCCGACGCGGCUGCGCUUAG